GCUGUACAUGUUCGGUGAAGCACGAAGAGUUCAACUUCGACGCAAAUAGGAGCCUCAAAAAUGAAUCGUUUGCUGUUCACUCUGGCCGUUGUCGUUCUGAUGGCUGCACAUGGUAAGUACUGUUUAACUUUGGAAUUUGAAAGGUAGAUUUAUCGCACAGGGAAUGUUGUGUCUUGUUAAAAGCAUCGCUGAAUGAUGCGACAUUGAAACAUAUUAAACGGCCGCCAACUAACCGUCAAGUAUUUUCGUUGGCUUCGGCCGCCAGCAUGACAGGCUUUCUUCCCGUCAACCGUACAGUAAUCCUUGAAAAUGCAUGUAACAGCUUUCGUUUAUGUUUUAGUAUGAAAAUAUAUAAUCUUAAGUUGAACUAGGAGAAGAAAUCCGCGUUGAAAAUCAUUCAGGUCUCAGUUAGUUUUGAUUGUUUCCAAAUGAUUUCUGUGCUAUGGAUGGACUCUGAUUUAGGCUCGACUUGAUUUGUUCAGAAUCAUAACUCAGUCCUACCGCUCUUUUCUGUUUGUUCUUUGAAAUUUUGGGGAUGUAUGAAUAUGGUUUGGAUUACCGCUUAACUUGAUCUUCUUUAGGACACUAAAGAAAAUUUUAUGCGAAAUUAUUUUAUGCAAAAUUGUAUGCAUAUUAGCUGGUGGCGCAUUGAAAGUGCAGUUUUAUAGCAGUCGUGUAGGUCUGAAUAUGUAUCUUUUUGCAACUUGUGAAUAUACUGUCGUUUUUGAACUGUAUUUUCCUUCAUCAAUUGAGAUUUCAACAGUCCAAAUAUCUUUUAUAACAUAGCGCGCGUGCUUGCCCUAUAGAAGUCCUACUGAGCCACGCGUAAACAAGAUGAAGUGAGAAUAUUUUUGCAAGUUCUCCGCAGUCUGUCUCCUCCAAUUGCACAGUGCACAGAAGCGUAAACAUUAUUUUGAACAAUCAAAACCCUUGCUAACCGCUCUUUUCUGUUUGUUCUUUGAAAUAUUGGGGAUAUAUGAAUGUGGUUUGGAUUACCGCUUAACUCGAUCUUCUUUAAUACACUAUAGAAAAUUUUUAUACAAAAUUAUUUUAUGCAAAAUUGUAUGCAAAUUAGCCGGUGGCGCAUUGAGUGUGCAGUUUUACAGCAGUCGUGUAGGUCUGAAUAUGUACCCUCUUGCAACUAGUAAGUAUAUUGUCGUAUUUGAACUGUAUGUUCCUUCUUUAAUUGACAUUUCAACAGUCCAAAUAUCUACUACAAGUAGUAUGGAGACAGUUUCAAGACCAUCAACUAAUACGUUUAGUGAUCACAGCCUAAGUAUAAUUCAUCUUCCUAAACUGACAAUAAUCCCGUCAACAUCUAAAAUCCUGUGUCUAAAAAUAUACAUUACGCCAAUAUAAAUAGAUUAAAUAACUAUAUUAUAAUUCGUAGCAAAUACUAUUAUAGAUAGAAAUAAGAGAGAUGGUAAGUUUUCUCUAAAUACUAUUAUGGUAACAAUUUGGAGCACAAUAAUUAACGAAAAAACCGUUAAACUUAUCUCAUGCAAACAGUAAAAUAACGUCGGCUACGUCACAUUUCGGUUUUAAAAGUGGAGGUGAAUUGAUUAUUCCAGAAACAAUUUUUUAUCAGAUUCUUUUCAAAGACAGCCCCAAGGCGUCUGAAAUUACUUUAAAUUUGAAGCUAACAAAUAAAAAUAUUGCAAACCGUUCUAGAAUUGUCAAUUUUGAAGAUACACGGGGUCGUUGGAUUGAUAUAUCUAUGUCUCAAGUUGUCGGCUUACCAAAGGGAGCAUCCAGAGCACUAGGUUUGAGUACCUGUUUGCUAGACGUGGAAAUUUAUCCAUCAUUUUUGAUUAUGAAACUAUAAAGUUAUAAUUUUCAACUGAUUGAUUAAAAUAAUUGAAUUCCUCCCCCACCCACCUCCCAGGGUUUACAUUCAUUCAAUUCUCUUCAAUGGACAUUUUGCUUUGACGUCGCAUUCUCAAGCGCAAAAUAAAUGUUCAAAAAUUUUAUGAAAGCUGCAUCAAAGAGUAGACACAAACAGUGGAAUCUAUAAAAGUGAACACUCAUGGAACGCAUGCUGCUUUCCGCUUGCUAUAAAAGAGUGAAUUGCGCAUUUGUGGUGGGCCUUUUAACCCCAGAGAGAACAGUGUAAGUAACGUGCUAUCUGUACACAUUUUUUUAUCAUUUUCUUUUCUUUAAUUCGUCAGCUUUUGCUUUAAAAUGUUAUGUCUGCGUGAAUACUGAAGACGGUUGUAGGAAGAGCAAGCUGGAAGAAAACAAAGUCAACUUUUUAUACACGUGUUCAGCUGACGACGGCGAUAGAUGCUUCAGAUCUUGGUAUAAAAGGAAAAAUUACGAUGCCAUGGUUGCGAUUGGAUGUGCUAAGCAAUCGUUCUGUGACACCCUAAAGUCCGCUUGUGAUAUAGCGAAAGAUGAUCCGGACUACCAAUGCGAGGUUAGCUGCUGUUCUGAGGAUGGAUGUAACGCAAGCUCAUAUUUCACUGCCAACAUCAUCCUGUUUGCCGUUUCCUCUUUCCUAGGCCUAGCACUGCUGAAGUAAGCAGUAAGCCGUGGAAGGCUUUACAAGUCUACUUUUCAUUUCGCUUAUUGCUCGUUUAAACUUAUUUUAUACUUAGUCGGCGUGGUCACCUAAAGUUUUAGAUGCACUCAGUUUUCAGAACAGUUAGGGCAGCGGAAUCUCUCGUGCACGUUUAGCACUGCUGGCUAUUAUUACUACUUUUUAAUCACUUUGCUAGUUUUCACUUUUUGUUUUUCCAUUAAA
Molecule: messenger RNA, 2743 nt
Organism: Pocillopora meandrina
Lineage: Eukaryota; Metazoa; Cnidaria; Anthozoa; Scleractinia; Pocilloporidae
Source: the annotation of a GenBank genome assembly